AUGGAACCACUAACGGCUCCCGACCCGGAGAAGUUCUCCAAGACCUUGGGGCUCGUCUUCCAAGGAUCAAAUCUGAAUGGAAAGAUAUGGGUGUUUGCUGAAGAAGGCACAAGAUUCUGUGCUGAAUGCGACACGGAUCAAGUUCUUCAUGGCCGGGUCGAGUCCCCUCGCCUUGUGGGACACAUUGGCAUUUCAGCGGUUUAUGCUAAAUGCACAAGGGGCGAAAGGAUCCAUUUGUGGGACAAAAUGAGGGAAAUUGCUUUGGCUACUGAAGGCUCGCCUUGGAUCAUUGGGGGAGACUUCAACACCAUUCUUUCGACGGGCGAUAGAGUUGGUAGUGACACUAACCGACAAGCUGAAAUGGUGGACUUUGCGGAGGCUAUUGAAGAUUGCAGAGUUCUUGAUCCGGGGUUCGAUGGCUCGGAAUUUCUAUGGGCCAAGAAUGGCCUUUUCGAGAGGCUCGAUAGAGUGUUAGUGAAUGAACCUUGGGCACAAUGCUUUGAAGCGACUAGAGUAACAAACUUACCUCGGGUUUCAUCGGACCAUGGCCCCGUGUUGGUCCGGUGCAGAACCCCACGUACCCACACUGAGGGCAGGCCGUUCCGUUUUCAAAAUAUGUGGGUUAGGCACGAUGGUUUUGCUGAUUUGGUUCGGGGUGACUGGAGCCAACCGACCGGGGCUGGAGGACUUCUCAAUCUUCAGAUUAAGCUUGGCCGAGUUAAGAAAACCCUUAAGGAGUGGAAUAAGGCUGUCUUCGGGAACAUUCAUGACAACCUUAGGGAAAUGGAGGAAAAAAUCGCGAUGGCCCAAGCAGAAUUUGAGGAGAGGCCUUCCCCGGAUAACAGGGCAGAAGUUAACCGUAGCAUUGCCAUGUAUAUCCGUCUUCUCAAGAUGGAGGAGGACUUCUGGAGACAAAAGGCGGCCCUUAGAUGGCUUGCGGAGGGCGACAAGAACACCAAUUUUUAUCAAAGCUGGGUCAAACAAAAGAGAUUAAGGAUGCGCAUCCACAAGAUCAAUGUGGGGGGGAGAGAACUCACGGAGGAAUUGGAGAUCAGGAACUCUGCCGUGGAUUUCUUCCAAAACCUCCUUGCCCUGGGACCCCUCUCUCUCCUGGAGCCGGAUUUGGGCUUGAUUCAGCGCCUCUUACCUUAG
This is a messenger RNA of Salvia splendens (bonfire salvia), 1152 nucleotides long. RefSeq lists its product as uncharacterized. Bases 1 to 1152 code for a protein of 383 amino acids. NCBI's taxonomy places the organism in Eukaryota, Viridiplantae, Streptophyta, Magnoliopsida, Lamiales, Lamiaceae. The transcript has a single exon. The record is from RefSeq and is a predicted model, not a curated record. Gene Ontology annotation, molecular function: catalytic activity.